This is a messenger RNA of Ricinus communis (castor bean), 2417 nucleotides long. Its product is annotated as probable anion transporter 5. Gene Ontology annotation, biological process: transmembrane transport. The coding region runs from base 470 to 1798 and encodes 442 amino acids. Gene Ontology annotation, molecular function: transmembrane transporter activity. NCBI's taxonomy places the organism in Eukaryota, Viridiplantae, Streptophyta, Magnoliopsida, Malpighiales, Euphorbiaceae. The transcript has 2 exons. The record is from RefSeq and is a predicted model, not a curated record.
GCGGUUGAAUUGUACAAGUUAGUGGGACUGGGAUAGAAAGUUAAUUUCUGGGCUGAUUGCCCAUUGAGAGCAAGUUAAGGGGGCAAAUUCCUAUUUAAGCCGAUUCCUUCUGCACCCGACGCUGCAGCAACGGCGCCGUUUCAUCACCCUCUCAAUUUCAAAGUCAACCUCUUAAAAACGACUGCCUCCUCAUCGUUCCACGUUUAAAAAAUAAAAAAUAAAAAAUAAAGAAAAGGAUUCAGUCUUAAAAGCCAUUGAAAGUCUGCGCUGAAAUAUCACAAAAAUAAAAAUCUUGAGAUCGGCAGUUGGAAAAUUCACUGGUUUAAUACCGUGCUGAAGGCUUCUGAGGAGUAUGAAAUUGCUGCACAUGUUCUUAAAAAUAUUAUUUUAGUAGGAUUGAGAGAAAUUGAGCUCUAGGAAAGUGGAUUAAUCUCAAGGCUAUACUGCUGAAUCAAAUUGAAUGUGAAGAAUGACGGACUUGAAGUUUCCAAAACGUUACUGGAUUGUUAUUUUAACCUUCGUUAGCACUUGUGUUUGCUAUAUAGAACGAGUAGGUUUCUCUAUUGCAUAUACUGUUGCAGCUGAUGCUGCUGGUGUAAACCAAUCAACUAAAGGUACUAUGCUUGCGACAUUCUAUUAUGGUUAUGCCUGCUCCCAGGUGCCUGGUGGAUGGGCAGCUCAGAGAAUUGGGGGACGGAAGGUUCUCCUCCUCUCAUUUGUUUUGUGGUCAUCAACUUGCUUUCUGGUUCCUCUUGACCCCAAUCGAGUCAGCGUCUUGGUAAUGGCUCGCUUGCUUGUUGGUGUGGCACAAGGAUUCAUCUUUCCCUCCAUUCACACUGUUCUAGCACAAUGGGUUCCGCCCCAUGAAAGGUCUAGAUCUGUAUCUCUUACAACUUCUGGAAUGUAUCUAGGUGCAGCUAUGGGAAUGCUUGUCCUUCCAAGUCUAGUGAAAUACAAAGGCCCCCAGUCUGUAUUUCACAUUGAAGCAGCAUUAGGUGCUCUGUGGUCUCUUCUCUGGGUCAAAUAUGCAAGUGAUCCUCCUCGCUCUGAACAUCCAAAAGCUGCCGCAGCUGGGUUUGGAGAAUCUUUGCUGCCAAUCAAAGGCAGUCAGAAGACAAAAAUGGAGAAUGGAGGUACUGGAAUCAAAACUGCCAAGAUUCCAUGGAAGAGAAUUUUACUUAGCUUACCCAUUUGGGCAAUUGUGGUUAAUAAUUUUACAUUCCAUUAUGCUUUAUACGUUCUGAUGAACUGGCUACCAACUUACUUUGAACUGGGUCUCCAGCUAAGUCUUCAGGACAUGGGUUCCUCGAAGAUGUUGCCUUAUCUCAACAUGUUCAUAUUCUCAAAUAUUGGUGGGGUAGUUGCUGAUCACCUUAUCACAAAGAGAAUCUUAUCUGUAACUAAAACCCGGAAGUAUUUAAACACUCUAGGUUUCUUGGUUGCUUCUAUUGCAUUGAUGGCGCUUCCCCUCUUCAGAACUUCUACUGGGGCUGUUUUCUGUUCAUCUGUGGCUCUUGGAUUUUUGGCCCUUGGAAGGGCUGGGUUUGCAGUGAAUCACAUGGAUAUUGCUCCACGAUAUGCUGGAAUAGUGAUGGGAGUUUCGAACACCGCUGGUACUUUAGCUGGCAUUAUUGGAGUUGAUCUAACUGGCCAGCUUCUUGAAGGUGCUAAAACUGCUUAUUCAGAUCUUUCAAGUCCAGAAAGCUGGAGAUCUGUAUUUUUCAUACCAGGGUUGCUAUGCAUAUUUAGCACGUUCACAUUUUUGCUAUUUGCAACUGGAGAGAGGAUUUUUGAUUAGGUAAGUAUGUUUCACAUUAGGAUCUAUUGCAGAAGAUUAUCAUCUGGUUUUAAAUUGAAUAUUUGAAUGGCUACUUGCGGGAAUUUCUGAUUCUUGAUUGGACACACCACCUCUGCAUUUGGAAGGGUACAAUAUAUUAUAAGGAUAAGAGACCGUGAAGAUUUGGAUUGGUCCAUAUACAGUGGAUAGCACUCAUAUUUUCAUUUUGAAGGUAUAUUACUUAAAGAUCAUAUUCCCUUUUCCUUUCAAUAUCAUACUAGGGCAGGUUCAUUUUUUUUGGCAUAUAAUACUGCCGUUUUGAUGAUUCUGAUGACAAUUAACUGAAUGCACCUAAACCAUGUUUAUGUGGCGAUGUUUUGGCAAGCCAUUCGACCUUAAUAUACACCAGAUUCAGUGGUAGCAUGGAUCUUUUGAGAAACAAAAAAUAUACCUUACUAGAUCUUCAUUUAUGAGUACCUGUAUUGUUUAUAAGAGAAUUCUAUACAAUUUGUCAAAGUACAUUUGAGUUUCAGUUUCACUGUAGCUGGGGAACGCAGAGUCCUGGUUUGAUUAUUCAACAUUAAUUAAUUAAUUGAUUUGUUGGAUAUCACUUUUUGCUCCUGCAAGAAGUAGAUUUAUA